Molecule: messenger RNA, 2345 nt
Organism: Nomascus leucogenys (northern white-cheeked gibbon)
Lineage: Eukaryota; Metazoa; Chordata; Mammalia; Primates; Hylobatidae
Gene: DAP
Product: death associated protein
Biological process (GO): negative regulation of autophagy; cellular response to amino acid starvation; apoptotic signaling pathway
Molecular function (GO): death domain binding
Source: RefSeq, a predicted model, not a curated record
CUUGGCUGCGCCACGUCGGCGCGCGGCGGCCGCGCCCCCUUAACGGCAGUGGCACUCGGUCGGCUUGCGCGGCCCCGGCGCCCCACGCGCGCGCGCGCGUCGCUCUCCCGCACGCUCUCUCCCCGGCACUCACACCCGCGCUCACUCGCGCACUCCCUCCCGGCCCGAGAACCGCGCCGCCGCCUCGGCCCCGCGGAAGCCCCGCCGCGCCAUGUCUUCGCCUCCCGAAGGGAAACUAGAGACUAAAGCUGGACACCUGCCCGCCGUGAAAGCUGGUGGAAUGCGAAUUGUGCAGAAACACCCACAUACUGGAGACACCAAAGAAGAGAAAGACAAGGAUGACCAGGAAUGGGAAAGCCCCAGUCCACCUAAACCCACUGUGUUCAUCUCUGGGGUCAUCGCCCGGGGUGACAAAGAUUUCCCCCCGGCGGCCGCGCAGGUGGCUCACCAGAAGCCGCAUGCCUCCAUGGACAAGCAUCCUUCCCCAAGAACCCAGCACAUCCAGCAGCCACGCAAGUGAGCCUGGAGCCCACCAGCCUCCCCCACGGCCCCGGCUCUGCUGCACUUGGUAUUUCCCCAACAAAGAGAACCAGCACUUUCUCCCAAAUCCUACUCUGCUGGGAAAUCUAAGGCAAAACCAAGUGCUCUGUCCUUCGCCUUACAUUUCCGUAUUUAAAACUAGAAACAGCUCCAGCCCAAACCUUGUUUAUGGGGAGUCCGGUUGGAUAUCAUUUGAGGAUCGUUGUGCCCCUAGAGGUGCCAUUAGCAGAAUUUGCCAAGAUCCGAGAAAAACUUUAGCUUUAGUUCUGUUUUAGCAGUCGCCUGACGUCCUUGUCUGUGGUCUUAAAAACAAGAAGGCACACAUUUGAGAGGAUGAGAUUAAGGUUAGGAGAAAAGCUUAGUCACUGCUUGCUUUUUAGUAUGGGACAACAAAAUCUUAACACCUGUGGGAGGGUAAGAAAUAAAGGAAUGAGUUUGGGCGGCCCCUCAGAAAGGCCCUUAGAGGCGGGGAACGGCAAUGCCGAAUUUCCCUCUCUUGUGAGAUGGGGGAUCCUGUGCAGGCUGAUGAGGCACCCAUGAGAAAAGCCAAAAAAGCAUGCAUCUUAGAAAUAGCCCCUCAAUUCCAGGAGUCAACAUGCCAAAGAAUGAGGCUGGAGGCACGUAGCUCCGAGGGAGGACUUCUGGUGCGAGAUCUCGGCGCGGCAAGCCCAGCAUCACCUUAGCCCAGACAGGCCCCACCAGGAGAUCAAGCAAGGGCUGCCUUUCAGGACUCACCUCCUGAGCCACUUCAGAGUUCUGGAAGUGACCACGGACGAGGGUGGAGGAAUAGACUUCUAGUUCAUUCUGGGACACUUGAGCCAGAGAGUUGAAAGCUUGGAAAGACCAGAUAAGAAACCCGCCCUUUGUCUCCCUAGAGACAUGAGACACCACAUUCCAUUUGUGCUAGAAAAACCAGUCCACUGAUGAGUCGAACUGUUCCAAACGCCUCCCACCCCGUGUGCACAGCUGCCUGGGUCCGUCGUCACUUGGGUGCGUCAGGUUGUCCUCCGAUUUUUAGAUGAAUUUCCUGUCUAGAGAUGUCCUAGUCUGCUCGCUGGCUGGUGGCAGUAGGGUACCCUGAACCUUCGAAAAGCCAGAGGGUUCGCCUAGUCAGACGAAACUCCAGAACAGUGCUUGUGGAGGGCCUGACUGUCCUGCUCACCCACUGCCGAUCUGCUGCAGGUCAGCAACUGUGCCAUGAGCAGCUGCCAACCACCAGCCUUUCUGGUGCUGUUCUCCAGUUCACAUCUGCCAGCUGGUGAGGGCACAGGCAGACCUGGUCAGACCCAGCGCCCUUCCUCCCUGAGGGAGCACAGCGCAGCCUCACGCUUGAAAGGUGGUGUUUGGUUUCCCAUCUAAUCAACUUAAGGGAAGCCGGCAUGUACCCUUCAAGGCCCUGUUACCACCUAUUUCCUGAUCAGUUGGUAUAAACUGAGGGUGGCUUUUAGAGACCCAGACUUGGUCAGCAGCGCUGCCAUGGAACACCCCAGCAAGCACCUCCCAGCGUGCCUUUCGGAGCAGCACCCAGAAGGGGAUGCCGUGCUCCAGCAACACCAGGUCAGGCCCGUGCAGACCCCUGCCCUGCCACUGCAGAAAUCCAGAAGCAUCCUUAAUGCUUCUCAGUCUUCAGCCGAAGGGAGGGCUGUUAUUUCCAGAGGUGCGCUUUUUAUGUACUUUUAGCUAGAUCUGGCAUGCAUCUGUGGGCUUUAGAUCAUUAAAUCCAAAAUGUUUGCCUAAAUGAGUUUAUCAGUUGUUAACUUCAAGAAUAUUAAUGAUUUAUAAUAAAGCUCCUGCAUUUCUCUCCA